CGGCGUUGCUGUCUCCAGCCCAUUCCCAGCUUGCAUUGUGAUUACAUUUUGGCCACGUCCCUGGGCCACGUCGCUCUUCACGCCAUAUUUUAACUAGCUAGCUAACUUAACAAGGCCCUAGGAAACGUAGUCAGUCGGCUUGCACAGGCAAGGUGGAAAGGUUUGUCUGCACUGAACGAACGCUUUUAUAUGCGUCCUUGAUCGUCGCCCCUCGGAAGAUCGGUCCCUGCUUGCGUCCAUUACAGCCAUGAACAUUUUCAGGCUCACCGGGGAUCUCUCUCAUUUAGCAGCCAUUAUUAUUCUGCUGCUGAAAAUAUGGAAAACAAGGUCUUGUGCCGGUAUCUCUGGGAAAAGCCAGAUACUCUUCGCCUUAGUCUUUACUACCCGCUAUCUGGACCUCAUCACCGCCUUCAUUUCCCUCUAUAACACCUCCAUGAAGGUCAUCUACAUCGGUUGCGCAUACGCCACCGUCUACCUGAUCUACGUCAAGUUCAAAGCCACCUACGACGGCAACCAUGACACAUUCAGGGCGGAGUUCCUGGUGGUGCCUGUCGGUGGGCUGGCCUUCCUGGUUAACCACGACUUUGCUCCACUGGAGAUCCUGUGGACGUUCUCCAUCUACCUAGAGUCGGUGUCCAUCCUGCCACAGCUGUUCAUGAUCAGCAAGACGGGCGAGGCGGAGACCAUCACCACGCACUACCUGUUCUUCCUGGGUCUGUACCGCGCCCUCUACCUCAUCAACUGGAUCUGGCGCUUCUACUUCGAGGGCUUCCUCGACCUGAUCGCCAUCGUGGCCGGUGUGGUCCAGACCAUCCUCUACUGCGACUUCUUCUACCUUUACGUCACCAAAGUUCUGAAAGGGAAGAAGCUCAGCCUGCCUGCGUAAAGUGCCAAUGACCAGUGGCAACGCCCCCGCAGCCUCCAUUGGCUACGCCCGACAUCGUGGCCGCCAAUUGAGCGCAAGAUGCCUGAGACGGAGUGUGAAGGGGAACACAGCUUUUUAAUUUUUUUUAUUUUAUUUUUUGUAUUUUAGAUUUUGGUACCUCCUGAUCAUCGUCUGCAAAAAAACGAA
This is a messenger RNA of Anguilla rostrata (American eel), 1072 nucleotides long. Its product is annotated as ER lumen protein-retaining receptor 2-like. The record is from RefSeq and is a predicted model, not a curated record. The transcript has 5 exons. Gene Ontology annotation, biological process: protein retention in ER lumen; endoplasmic reticulum to Golgi vesicle-mediated transport. Gene Ontology annotation, molecular function: ER lumen protein retrieval receptor activity. Bases 248 to 886 code for a protein of 212 amino acids. Gene Ontology annotation, cellular component: membrane; cis-Golgi network; endoplasmic reticulum. NCBI's taxonomy places the organism in Eukaryota, Metazoa, Chordata, Actinopteri, Anguilliformes, Anguillidae.